Messenger RNA from Caenorhabditis sp. 36 PRJEB53466, 896 nucleotides. The record is from the annotation of a GenBank genome assembly. NCBI's taxonomy places the organism in Eukaryota, Metazoa, Nematoda, Chromadorea, Rhabditida, Rhabditidae.
AUGAUGUCGUUCUCCAUAAGACUUCUGAUAGCCGCCGUCCUUUGUGGUAUGUUUUUCCGAGUUUUUAGAGAACAGACUUAAUCUACUUUGCUCUUCGGGAAGAGAUUUCCUGAAAACUUAUGACGUUAGAACACGUUUACUUCUUGGCCUCUAAAAAAAUGCUUAGGUUUCAUCACCGCUGAGAAAGAUCCAAACGCACCGAGCGAAUGCCUCUCAAAGUGCCUGACUCCAUUGGCUAAGCUGCAACGAAGCUUCUCCUACGUCUUCAACAACUUUGAAAAAGUAUGCGAUUUGCUCGAGGAAGGCGCGUUCUGCGCUAGAAAAUGCAAUCAAGAGGACCAAACCAAGUUCUACCAGUACACAACUUUCUAUAGAAUACAUUGUAUUGAUUAUGAAGAAGGUGGGUUUGAUAGAAAACGAGAAAGAAAUACGGACCAACUUGUAGACAUCCAAGAGCAUCUAACGUGCAUUGCAAAAGCGGCGGAAGACGCUGAUGCGGUUUGCAAAGACAAAUGUAAACAAGCGCACAAAGUGGAAAAGACUGCUUCGAAAGAGACGAAGAUGAAGAAGGAAUGCUUAACUUUGGAGUGUUCCACUUUGUGUUACUUCGAUGAACUCGCGGAAAGCUGUCCGGAAGCUAGAAACGUUCUUUUGGUGAGCACCAGCUCUAAAGUAUGGUAUUAACGGUAUGUUUACAGAAAAUAAACAUUGGACAAGUGCACUCAAUGGCUUCUGCCGUCCAUCCGAUCACUAUGGAGAAAAUGCUACCGGAGUGUCGCAACUUGCACAAUACUGAGUACAUGCGUACCAAGUUGCUCGCCUCCAGCAGCUCACUUCUCAUGGACCACACGCCAUCUGAGAUGGAAACGGAAGAGCGGCCAGUUAUCACUGCUUGA